UAUUGUGGGUUUUUUAUCUGCUUAUUUGUCUGGAGCUUUUUACUGAGCAUUACAGCUUCUUCUCCUGCCCUUGUUCUGGCUGAUUAACUUUCCAAAUCAUCAUUAAAGAAAUAAUCAGUAUAAACAUAAUUACUGGAUCCUAGCCAUCAUCUUUAAAAUGACUUUCAUGGGCACUUCAAUGCAAAUGAUAAUGCUUGGGAUUUUCUGGUACAAUAUCCAUUCCUGCUUUUAGUUGUAGCAUCCUAACCUUUGCUUUUACUUUAAAGUGUAUUUAGAGAUGGGAUUAUUUUUGUAAUUUCCAAAACAUUUGAUGGCAACAUAUUUUUACAAUUUGUAAAUAGUUAUUUUUAGAAGAGUUUUCAGUAUUUUUUUUAAAAAAAACAAUUGCUGAAGAAAGAAGGAAUGUCCUAAUAGCUCAUGGGUGUCAAACUAGCAGUGUCACAUUGCUGUCACGUGAUGUUUCGUGUCAUUUUUUUUUCCUUUUGCGGAGCUGGGGUGGGCAUGGCCUGUGUGUGAUCCAUCCGACCCAUGAGUCACCAGUUUAACACCCCUCUAAAUAGCUGAUAAUCCUUGCAAAUUCUUCCUUUCCUUGUAUAAAAAAGGGCAAAACAAAUGUAUGUGUGUGAUUCACAAAUUAAUUAUACAUUUAUGGCUUGUCUGCUUGUCACUAUAAAACUAAUAGUGAUUCAAGAUGUCUAUCACCACCACCUCUAGAAACAUUCAAGAAAAAUAUCUACAUUCAAUUAGAUAUUUAAGGAAUGAAUUAAUCAUAUAGUGAUACCAAGGAUCUUUUUUAGAUAUUAGGGUUUUUUAAAUUUACUUUAAUGAAUGUACACUUUUUAUAUUAAAUGCCCCUGGAAUAUUGGUGUACUGUAGAUGUUGUUUAUAUAUUUGUCAUAUUUAUGUAGCCACCCAUCUGACAAUCAAGUGAUUCAUUAAUAAAAUAAAAAUAUAACAAGGAUGUUUCCUCUCCUUCAAGGAUCCACUCUCAAAUUGGAAAACUGAGGUGAAAAAGAAAUAUGUUAUAAUCAAAAUAAUUUAUUUUAAAGUUAAAAAAAAAGAAAAGGAAACACAUGGCUUUCUCCUAAGCCUUGAGGUAGAAUGUAUGGAUCCAUUGUUAUAUAUGUUUGUCAUAUGUUGCAUCUGUUUUGAUCUCAAUUGUCUUGGUUUGCUAUUUUGCUGAAUUUGUUUUCUGCAUUUUUAUGUAUCUUGUUUUAUUUAUGUUGUGCCAGUGGUGAAAUGUAAAAUUUGUUACUACUGGUUCUGUGGGCGUGGCUUGGUGGGGGGUAAUGUGACUGGAUGGGCAUGGCCAAAUCUUUUUUUUUUACUUUUAAAAGCAUUUUUUCUACAACCUCUUCAGCCGAAGAGGUUGUAGAAAAAAUGCUUUCAAAGGGUUCUGACGAUCCCAGCUGAGUUGCUUGAAUGUCAGAACCCUUUAAAAGCAUUUUUUACAACCUCUUCAGUUGAAGAGGUUGUAAAAAAAAUUCUUUUAAAAGGUUUUGACAAUCCCAGCUGAGCCGCACGAUCAUUAGAGGCUUUUUUUUUAACUUUUAAAAGCAUUUUUUCGGUCAAAACCUCUGACGGCUCAGCUGGGCAUGGGGGAGCAGGGAUUUUUGCUAACGGUUCUCUGAACCACCCGCUGCCAUCACUUCCAGAUUGGGCAAUCCGGUCCAAACCAGGAGCAUUUCACCCCUGUGUUGUGCUUUUUAUUUUCUGAGCUACCCAAGGUAAGUGUGGGUUUGGGUCUUAAGUUGGGCAGGCACUGAAGUUGAAUUGAAUAAAUAUAAUGGCUAAGAUGCUUGUUAAAAAUUACAUCAAAAUCAAGAAAUAAUCCAAUUCAUAAUAUAGCGGACAAUAGAAGUGAAUCUUCAAAAAUAUUUAACUGAUGAAAAAUAGAUAGCACAUGUGAUUAAGAAAAUGAGUGCCAUAAAAUAAUAUUUAAUAUAGCAAAAUGUGUAUUCUGAACCUUGAUCCCACAUCUUUUUCAAAAAAAUGUUUUCUAUACUUGAUACAUUGCAGAGAAAAUGUUUCAUUUUGCUACAAUGUCAGUGGUUUCUUUAGUUUACAAUUGCAAUUUUUUUGGCUGGCUGCUUCUACUUAGCAGAUGAAAAUAAAGAGAUACAUUAGUAAAUUGAAUAAACUAUAUUUUUAAAAUUUCAUAUAUCAAACAUACAUUUAUGACCAAAGCAAGUUAUACAUAAUAUAUUUAUAAACCAUACAACUGCAUAUAGUUUAAUUCACUGGAAAAACUAAGUUUUUCCUGAAAAAAAUGUUGACAGGGACAAGACGUUUUUCCAUAUGCUUCCAAUAUUUCCAGAUUAUUUGUACUGGUAGUAGUGAAAAGUAAGCCACCAUUACUUAAAGUUUAAUCUUGUGCUUAACUAGUGUUAAUCACCUACACUUUGAAUGAAAACAGAAGAUAUCUAUUAUAUGCAUCGCAUUCUUCUGUGCCACCACUAUAACAGCUGAACAAUGCACAAUUAUUUUAUUUUCAUAUUAGGCACCACUUUGCUCCAAGAUCACUCUGGCUUCUAAAAUACCACUCCACUCUGUUCUCAUUUUCCAGGGUUCUUAAUCUUCCUUGAGGUUCGUAUUGAUGUAGCCACUAAUAGGAUUGCUGAAAAGAUCUCUGUCUAUGGGAUGCUGAUUCCCCUCCGGAGAUCACUGAGGACACCAUGGCAGUGACUUUCAAAACAAUGCUAGGUCGGGUCAAGGAUGUUUGCAAAAGGAAUGGUUUACUCAUUCUCUCAGUGUUAUCGGUCAUAGUGGGAUGUCUUCUUGGAUUCUUUCUGAGGACAAGGCGCCUUUCUCCCCAGGAAAUUAGUUAUUUCCAAUUUCCUGGAGAAUUAUUGAUGAGAAUGUUGAAAAUGUUGAUUCUGCCUCUAGUUGUUUCAAGCCUGAUGUCAGGACUAGCAGCUCUGGAUGCUAAAACAUCUAGUCGAUUAGGCAUCAUUACAGUCACUUACUAUCUGUGGACUACAUUUGUGGCUGUGAUUGUGGGAAUCAUUAUGGUCUCUAUUAUCCAUCCUGGUGGGGCAGCCCAGAAGGAAGACACUGAAGAAGGUGCGAAGCCAAUUAUGAGUUCUGCAGAUGCACUGCUGGAUCUAAUUCGGAACAUGUUUCCUGCCAACCUUGUGGAAGCCACUUUUAAACAGUAUCGAACCAAAAGCAUUCCAAUUGUCAAAGUGAGCAAAACAUCAUCUGAAAGUAUCACUCGCCGAAUUAUAAUCUAUGGUGUGCAAGAUGAAAAUGGAUCCAACAUCCAGAAUUUUGCUUUGGAUAUUACACCACCACCAGAAGUGAUUUACAAGUCAGAGCCAGGAACUAGUGAAGGCAUGAAUGUGUUGGGAAUUGUAAUAUUUUCUGCUACCAUGGGUAUAAUGCUGGGCAGAAUGGGUACCAGUGGAGUUCCCUUGGUCAGUUUUUGCCAGUGUUUAAACGAAUCGGUCAUGAAGAUAGUAGCUGUGACUGUAUGGUAUUUUCCAUUUGGAAUAGUGUUUCUUAUUGCUGGUAAGAUUUUGGAAAUGGAUGAUCCCUCAGCCAUUGGGAAGAAACUAGGAUUUUAUGCCGUUACCGUACUUUGUGGACUAAUUGUUCACGGACUUGUUAUUCUGCCAAUGAUGUAUUUCUUCAUCACCAAGAAGAACCCCGUUGUCUUUAUCAGAGGCAUUCUUCAGGCACUACUUAUUGCUCUGGCCACAUCAUCCAGUUCAGCCACUUUGCCUAUAACUUUCAAGUGCUUAUUAGAGAACAAUCAUGUGGACCGGAGGGUUGCUAGGUUUGUGCUCCCAGUAGGGGCUACAAUCAACAUGGAUGGAACAGCCCUAUAUGAAGCAGUGGCAGCUAUUUUCAUCGCCCAAGUAAACAACUAUGAACUGGAUUUUGGACAGAUCAUCACCAUAAGCAUUACGGCAACAGCUGCCAGCAUAGGAGCUGCUGGAAUCCCACAGGCUGGCCUGGUGACCAUGGUCAUCGUUUUGACAUCAGUGGGGCUGCCUACAGAUGACAUCACUUUAAUAAUUGCAGUUGAUUGGGCUCUAGACAGAUUUCGGACAAUGAUCAAUGUCCUGGGUGAUGCUCUUGCUGCUGGAAUAAUGGCACAUAUUUGCAGAAAAGAAUUCACUGCAGAAAGAUCUGAGGUGCCUUUGAUUGGAGAAACAAAACCUGUUAGUAUCCACAAAAUCAUUGCUUUUCAGAAGAAUGGCUGUCUGAAGUCCAUGAAUAAAAUGCGUGGACCCAAAGCAGUUAAAACAACACUGCAUCACUUACCUAUUCAAAUGGAACAAGAAGAGGAUCAGUCAGAAUGUUACACAGAGAAAUCCAACAAUAAAGACCAUUGUACUAUUGAAAUCAAUGAAUUGGAAACAAAUGUGUAAUGUACAGUUAAUCCUAAAAGUAUCUGAAAACAAAAGAAUAUCCUGUAAAUGAAGUUGGGACAUGGCCUGCUUCUUCAAUGGCAAGGCAUGAAAUGACUGUUAUUCCUGAACUGAGGUUAUAAGAUAGCUGUGGACACCUGUGAAGACAGAAGGCUUCAUGGAAGAUGGGUUCCAUUGGUUGGUUGGGUUAGUAGAAAGGAAUUAAUCACUGGACAAAUGUUGUUUACUUUGGGAAAACAGAUAUGGUGAUGUUUUUAAGAAGAAACCUUCUGAUCCAUUGAAAUGAUUUCUACUAAAUCACCCUGUCUCCAUUUUUCUAAUCAAAAUUAAUAUACCAGAAAUUCAUUAAUGUUCUAUUCUUAGUUUAAAAAUGUAUUACUAACUAAUUAAUGGAUUUAAGCUAAAUUGUGGAUGGGAUCAAAGUCCUGCUUACUGAGCCCGAAUUAUGUGAAAUAAAGUAUUGUUAUUAAUCUGCUGAUUUGGAUACACUGUGAUCAUAAGCAGUGGUUAGUUUAAAAUGGAAAUGAGUCUGCUUUCCCUACAGUUGCAAAGAUGAAAGUGGAGAGAGCAGUGCAGUGGCCUUGAGAGGUCAUUGAACUACUGUUUGGUGUUACGUGCAACCUGGUUAAAAUUGUUAACAAAUUGUUCUUGUUUGCAGCUUCAUUCUGCAUUCUUCAAUGUUCUGAGUGAACACUGUUGUAGCUUUCUGGUUGUAGUCCAAAGUACUGGUUUUAAUUUAUAACACCGUAUAUGGUUUGACACCUAAGUAUCUUUGGGACUGCCUCCUUCAACCACGUGAGACCUGUCUGUUCCAGAAGAAACUGUUAAUACUGUUAAUCCCCAAUACCACUUUGGGAGGGGAGGGAAACUGAGGCCCAGAGGUGUUGUUUCUCUAUGAUGGCCCCUGUUAUAUAGAAUGGCCUUCCUGAAGACAAGAUUGGCUCGAUCAAUAAAAGUCUUCUAGAAGCUAGUUAAAAUCUAGAAGCUGGUUAAAAUUGGGAGACUUGGGAUGAAUUGUGAUAGAACUGGAGUUCUUAUGUAAUUCUAAUUUUAAUGUAACUUAAAUUUAAUUUUAAGUUACUGUGGAAGUUUUAGUGUUGCAUUUUACACUUGUAAUGAAUCAGGGGUGGGUUCUACUUACCUUUGCUACUGGUUCGCAUCAUGCCCCUGUGCACGCGCUCCCUUCGCUCAUGCGUGUGCUUGCUCUUCUCCGCAUGCGCAGAAGCUUCUGCGCAUGUGCAGAAGAGUUUUGAUGAUGUUUGGGUCAGUGGGCGGAGCCUCCCGCCGGUUUUACUACUGCUUCUAUAGAACCAGUCCGAACCGGGGGCAACCCACCACUGUUACGAAUGCUCCAAGAGUUUCUUGACGUGGCACUAUAUAAAUUUAAGGAAUGAAUGAAUAGACCAAUGUAAUCUUUAUAUCCACCACCACAUGAAUUUCAAAUAGUCAAUUUCUAUUUUCUAAUAGUAAUUUAGAUGGCCUUUUGACUAUGAUGGUAGCAACAUAUAAUGAUCACGUAUAGAAAUUCCAUUGUAUAUUAAAGGUUCUCAGAGCCCUUUCAUUUUUAUUUUGUAUUAUUUGGAGAGAUAAACUGCAACUAAUACUGUUUGUUACAUAUUAUUUUCUAAGGUUUAAAAUGUACAUAUUAUAAUAGUAUAUUUUUGAACCAAGAUAUAUUACGUUUUGUUUAAUGAGGUGAUAGAGAAGGAGUUUUUUUAUUUUUAAGAUCCCUAAAAAUAAAGUAUCAACCCCCAUUCUAAACUUUCCCUAUCAUAUUAGCCUCCCAAGUACUUCCUUCUCUUUUCCAUCUCCUUUUCUUCCACCUCUAACUUGGUAAAAUCCACAGUGACCAAAUUAGUGUUUUUCAACUGUGGCAAGUUUAAGAUGUACAGGUAUGGGAUGGUGGCUGGCGAAUUCUGGGAUUUGAAGUCCACACAUCUUAAAAUUGCCACGGUUGGGGAAAAAAACCUGGUUUAAUUAUAAAAAUCCCUAACCAAAAUAACUGGUGCUAAAAAAGGCUAUACAGUGUUCUGUAAUUUAUAUAGCUUUUAUGAGUGAUAGUUUGGGUCCAAAUCUCUUGUGGUCUGAGUGUUCUCUUAAACAAAAGUUAGAAUUUAGCAUAUGCAAUUGUGGCACAAUUUCAUUGUAAUGAUAUAUUCAGAUUAAUAAUGUUCCUAUAAUUGCUGUCUGUAAAUGCAAAUGAUUGCACUUGCUCCCUCCCCCACCCCAUACACAUACAAACAUGCUAUGUAAGGUAUCUUGGAUGACUUUCUUCAGAGCCAGUUCAAAUCUUCAACUCUACAGUCGUGUGCUUUUAAUUUGGCAACGGCUUCCAUUUGCACCUUUCUUACAGCCCAUUAGAUGGAAAUGGGCUAGAUGGAAUUAGUGCUUUUAUAGCUUUAAUACUUGGGCUAGAAGUUUUAAUUUCUCACAAAAAAGAGUAACGUUGAAGUCUCAGCUCAUCUGAAAGUCCAAAUAUUGUCAUUCGUGACACAAAAAUAUUGGGAUAACAAAAUAGAGGAAUAUGGUGUUUAUCACCAGUGCUGUUUGCAAGGGAAAAUAAAAUAGCAUGCAAUCAGUUUAGAUUUUGGCAGCCGUGGCUUAUUCCCCCUUAGGACAAAGUAUAUCUGCCAAUUUUUUAACUUGUUUCUUAUAUAUUUAUAUAUUUUAAACAUGCCUUUCCUUUGGCAGAAGUGUCCAAAGCAGAUUUUUUUUUCUUUUACCUUUGGACACCCUAGACGCAAUAUAGCUCUAUGGAAUCAUCAGCAGUGGCCUUCACUAGGUUGGCAAUGACCAGGGGGGUGGAGAUUCUGGGGCUGUAUAUCUCCCAUAAGGCAAACUUGUAAAGAAAUUGUCAUUUUGUGCUCUGUUCAAGGAAAUCUGGCUCCUUCUACAGCUGGAAACAAUUCUCUUUUUCAGUGCCUGUCAUGGAAGAAGGGUUUUUGUGAAGUUUUAGCUUACGAGUCCUUGUGUGACCUCUUUCACUCUCUCUUCUUCAGUGCUCUAUCUUUUAUGUUUUGAAUGUUUGUUUCCACUGAUCGUUUAUUGUUCUUGCAAAUAUUUUUAAAUGGGAAUUUGCUUGUUCUCUUUCUUUUACUCUCUUUCUUGUAUCCUUUGCAUCAUAAAAUAGUUUCUAGUGAUUCUAAAUGAACCUUGUAUAUUAAAAUUGCUUCCAGCAAAAGUGUUUUUUAAUAAAUGUCAU
Molecule: messenger RNA, 7578 nt
Organism: Ahaetulla prasina
Lineage: Eukaryota; Metazoa; Chordata; Lepidosauria; Squamata; Colubridae
Gene: SLC1A7
Product: solute carrier family 1 member 7
Exons: 12
Coding region: 2676-4376 (566 amino acids)
Biological process (GO): L-glutamate transmembrane transport
Cellular component (GO): plasma membrane
Molecular function (GO): L-glutamate transmembrane transporter activity; neutral L-amino acid transmembrane transporter activity; glutamate:sodium symporter activity
Source: RefSeq, a predicted model, not a curated record